AGAUAUUUGAUUUAAUUCGUGACAACAGUUAAAAAUGUCUAACGUGGGCUAUGAUCUCGAUACUUCAGGCGGACUUAUGCCGCUUAUACGCGCUCUUAUCAAACCGCCAGACGAAGACUUGAAUGUUCCUAAACCCAAAAAGCCUCAACACCCUUACUACAAACGUCCUGGUAAAGGACACAAUCAUGAUUCGUGUGAUGCGUGCGGUGAAGGAGGCGAUUUGAUCUGCUGCGACCGAUGCCCUGCCAGCUUUCAUCUUGGAUGCUAUGAUCCACCUCUUGACGAGAAUGACAUCCCAGCGGGCCUGUGGCUGUGCCGCGAAUGUCGCGCGAGUGACGACAAACCAGCCAGUACACGUUCUAGUCGAGCACAAUCACCCAUUGACAAUAAAUCUGACACUGAUAAAAAGUCAAGAUCUCUUCGAAACAGUAGAGCCAACUCUCUUGUUAAGAAGAAGGGUAAAGAUAAUGACAAGGAAAAAGACGAAGAAGAUGCUAAGGAAACUGAGCCAGAAAAGGAGUUAUCUCCAAUGGAAAUACUGGUGAAAGCAGCCAAGGUCAUGAACCCCAAACAGUUUGAGUUGCCUCGGGAAAUGAGGAUCCCAUGCGUGUUUCCUGGAACUGAAAAAGAAGGCAAAGCUGGUAGUGGUCUGGUAACAGUGGAUGCUUGGGGCUGUGUGCCUCUCCCGGCAAAGUCAUGCUUCGUGUGUCGCGCCACGUGCAAGGUGGCGCCUCUACUACAGUGCGACUACUGCCCAUUAUUAUUUCACCAGGAUUGCUUGGAUCCACCGCUGACUGCUCUGCCCACUGGGCGCUGGAUGUGCCCCAAUCAUGUCGAGCAGUAUAUUGACUGGAAGAUGGUUCGCUCGGUUAGCGCGACGGAGCGCGUGGCGCUGUGGGAGCGCUUCAGCGGACCCAUCGACCAGCACGCGGUCAAAGUGGACUUCAUACGACGCGCGCGCAAUCCUCGACCCUCCUUCCGCGUGAAGGUGCCGGUGGGGCUGCGCGGGCGCGUGCACGUGCCGCGCAUGGUGCGCCAGCACUACCGCCGCCCGCCGCCGCUGCUGCCCUCGCGCCGCGACUACGUGCGCUGCCGGGACGUCCUGAGGAACCUCAAGGUCGGCGGAGCGCUUAGUGACGAUGAUGACGAGGAAGCAGACGGUGGUAAACAUCAGAUCUGCAUGAACCUAUCGUGCCCACAGUACUCCGGUGAAGGCGAUUGUCCGCUGAGGGAAGCGCGCCGACCGCCAAUAAAGGAGGAAGCCGAUACGGAGACCGAGCCCGAGGCUGAAAAAAAUAGCGAGUCCAGUGAUUUUUCGGACUCUGAUUUCGAACGUCUUACGACUACAGUCAAGAAAAGGAAAGUGUCUCAGAGCGAUACUAAAAGUCCAGGCAAAAGGACGUCCAAAACUGAGCGGCUCGAACUCUGUGCAGAGGAGGGUGUCGAGGAGUUGCUGGCAACGGUGGAAGAGCAGCUAAAGAAACUCGAUGAGAGGCUGGUCAAGCUUCUUGCCUGGCAACGCUUGCAACAGGUGGCGGCGGGCGAGGCACAGGCGGGGCGCUGGCGGCGCGGCGCCCCGGGCGCGUGGGGCGCUCGCGCGGCCGCGGCGCUGCGGGGCGCCUCGCGCGCGCGCCUGGCGCGGCUGGGCGUGCGGCGCGGCGCGCUGCCGUCCGAGCUGCUGGCGCGCGCCGACCGCGAGCGCAUCGCGGCGCUGGUGUGGGGGCCCGCGCCGCCGCCGCCGCCGAACAGAAGUUUGGGUUACAUCGGCGAGGCGGCGCUGGGCGCGGCGGUGGCGAUGCGCCUGUCCGCGCUCACCGUGGGCAGCGACAGCGCCUGCGACGUGGUGCUGGACGCGCGCUGCCGGCACGUGUCGCCGCGACACGCCGUCAUCUUCUGCGACGAGGUGACACGGCACUUUGAACUGAUCAACUACUCGGAGUGGGGCUCGCUCGUCAACGGAGUACUAUUUGCUUGUGACGUAACGCGAGCUGUCGAGCCCGAGCAAGAGACGGAACCCAACCCAGACCGCGAACGAGAACCCGAACGCGACACACCCGACGCUGCACUGCGCCGAGUUGUACGCCGACGACAGCGGCGUCCACCACGUCUGAACGGGUCUCUGACGGUGGGCGGGGAGCGCGAGGCGGGCUGCGCCUGCCCGGACGCGGCGCCGCCCACGCGCGGCGCGUGGGAGGGCUCGGCGCUGCUGGCUCACGGCGCGCUGCUGCAGUUCGGGUGCCGCCUCUACGUGUUCAGCAUCACCGACCACGAGACCUUUCCUCACCUGCCGGCCUUGGACGAGCCCGCGCUUUAAAUAAAUGUGUAAUGAGUGAAUAUAUGUGAACAUUGUGAAGUGUAAAUUUGUGGAUUCAACUAAGUGAUACUAAAGUGUAGAUACUUUGUGGUAUUUUGCACUUAAUAGUUCUUAGUGAGCUUGGUCUCUGACUGCCGAUUCAGGAGUGAAAAUAGUGUGACUGAAAACUUUUACAAUGUGACACAUCUGAUGUAAAAUUUUACUCACACCUAGCUGUUUUAUUAAUGUGAUUGUUAACUUUUUAUAUGGGAAGUAAUACUGCUGAUGGAGAUAUCUCGCACACGUUAUCUAUCACUACCACAACCUCUCUGUCUUGAGUGCCUCACUUAAGAAGAACUUUUUAUUAAGUUAUUGUUAGAAAAUGUCAUAAAAAGGCUGUUGUUUUUGGUUUAACUACAAAACCUGCUUGGCACUCAUCUACUGAUAAGAAAGUGAAGAUAAAAUAUAACAAAAUGUUGAAU
This is a messenger RNA of Melitaea cinxia (Glanville fritillary), 2775 nucleotides long. RefSeq names its product PHD finger protein 12. The transcript is spliced from 15 exons. Gene Ontology annotation, biological process: negative regulation of transcription by RNA polymerase II. The record is from RefSeq and is a predicted model, not a curated record. Gene Ontology annotation, cellular component: Sin3-type complex; nucleus. Gene Ontology annotation, molecular function: transcription corepressor activity; protein binding. Bases 35 to 2314 code for a protein of 759 amino acids. Lineage: Eukaryota; Metazoa; Arthropoda; Insecta; Lepidoptera; Nymphalidae.